Notothenia coriiceps (black rockcod) is the source of this 502-nucleotide messenger RNA. Its product is annotated as WW domain-containing adapter protein with coiled-coil-like. Gene Ontology annotation, cellular component: nucleus. The record is from RefSeq and is a predicted model, not a curated record. Lineage: Eukaryota; Metazoa; Chordata; Actinopteri; Perciformes; Nototheniidae. The coding region runs from base 191 to 502 and encodes 103 amino acids. Gene Ontology annotation, biological process: regulation of autophagy; positive regulation of TORC1 signaling. Gene Ontology annotation, molecular function: RNA polymerase II complex binding; chromatin binding. The transcript is spliced from 4 exons.
GAUACGGCUGUGUCUGAGUGGGAGAUGGACUGAGUGAGGGCGCUCUUUCGACCAGUGCUGCUGAUAGCAUUGAAAUACACACAAGCUAGGUUGAAAUUAUUGACAAUUUUAGAUCUCCGAAUCAACAAGAAGAAUAGAGUACCGUUAUCAAUCUUUCACAUCCCACUCCAUACACACUAACACGGCAUUGAUGGUAAUGUAUGCAAGGAAACAACCGAGACUCGGCGAUGGGUGCGACCGAAGAGAUACUCAGCCCUAUCAGGCUCUCAAAUACUCGUCCAAGAGCCAUCCAGGAGGGGACCACCGCCAUGAAAAGAUGCGAGACUCCUCAGAUGUCACUCCUCCCUGCAAAAUGCUCAGGAGGUCUGACAGCCCUGAAAACAAACACAUCGACAGCACAGGGCACAGCAGAGCAAAGGCUGUCCAUACACACCGGGCCAGAGACAGGGAUGGAGGUGAGAGACCUGUUUUUCAAAUUUGUAUUGUCAUAACAUAUGCGUAA